Molecule: messenger RNA, 1317 nt
Organism: Chilo suppressalis (striped riceborer)
Lineage: Eukaryota; Metazoa; Arthropoda; Insecta; Lepidoptera; Crambidae
Source: the annotation of a GenBank genome assembly
AUGUGCAACAAUCAUUACGAAGAGACAAACACUUUGUGUGCCGAUGGUGAAAUAAUAAGUUUAAGACGAUGUGCGCGUGAGAUUCGACCACGACGUCGAACGGUUCCCGAUGGUAUGGACUUGGUCGGCAAUGACAGUGCGUGGGGGUGGAACGAGACCGAGGAGAGGGCGAGUCCGGACCUGUACAACUACUGGGCGUGGAGCAUCAUCGACGGCGCGCUCAUGGUGCUCAUCGUGAGCGGCAACACGCUCACCAUCCUGGCCGUCACGCUGAGCAGGCGCCUCUCCUCGCUCGUCUCCAACCAGUUCGUGCUCAACCUGGCCAUCUCCGACCUGAUGGUGGGCCUCACGCUGCCGUACCACCUCGUGUUCUACAUAGACACUGAAUUCGGAAGGAUAAAGUGGUCGUGCCUAAUGAGAUUCAUCUUGAUAAUAUUAGCAUGCCUGGCGUCCAUUUACAACAUCAUUGCGAUAGCUGUCGACAGGUACAUAGCGAUAGUGCACCCGCUUCACUACAGCCGGUACAUGACCAAGGUGGUGACUCGGGUGCUGAUGAGCGCUACGUGGUCGGUGGCCGUCUGCAUCAGCUGCAUACCCAUCUUCUGGAACGACUGGCACGACGGCGUCCCGUGCGAGAUGAAUAUGGUGGUGCCCCAGCGGUACACGACCAGUAUCCUGGCGCCGAUGUUCUCGCUCAUCUGGAUGGUGAUGUUCAUCCUAUACUGGCGGAUAUGGCGGGAGGCCACUUGCCACGCGCGCCGCUUGCGGGCCAACUCCUGCUGCCCGGCGGGCGGCAACGAUUGGAAGAGCAUACAGGUGGUGCUACUAGUGCUGGGCUCGUUCUCGAUAUGCUGGAUGCCGUUCGUGGUGGUGGCGUGCGCGCAGACGCUGCCCAUGCGGCCGCUGCACAACCCCAUCGCCUACCGCGUCACCUCCUCGCUGGCGAUGUCCAACUCGGGCAUCAACCCGCUCAUCUACGCGUGGAAGAACGCCGGCUUUCGGGCCGCCUUCGCCAAGCUGCUGCGGUGUAAGAGGCCCGACACCUCGGAGUACCGCGGCUCGCCGGCGCCCGAGAGGAAGAGAUGCUCGGUGGCUCUCAGGGAAGGGUCCAUCACGAGGUCCAGUGCUCCGAGCGCGCUGUCCAACCUCGGCGGGCGACCGGCCCGGCUGUUGUACGUGGAGAGCGAGGACACCUCCAGGUGCCGCAUCAUAGAGAACGCCGGGUACGUCGAAGCAGAUUGCGGGGACACCAACCCCUCGUACGCGCCCGACGGGCCCACCCCGGUGCACCGGGCCGCGAGACCGGACCCAGUGUAA